UCUCCAUAAAGGAAACUAGUUCAGUGUGGAAAGCGAAACACUGCGAGUCUCACAUUGAUCCGCAUAUGGUAACUUUUGAUGGAUAUCGCUAUGAAUGCCAAGAGAAGGGAAUGUUCAUUAUGUAUAGAAAUGAAAAAUUUAAUCAGGAGGUGCAGGUGCAACAUCGUUAUUGUCUUAAACAUAAUCCACCGCCACAUCCAACAUGCAUAUGUGGAAUAGUCGCAAGAUCUGGAAAGGAUAUCUUUACAAUAAAUGGUUGUGACGGCAUGCGUAUUAUAAACUUCCCCUUGUGUGAGGACGGAUUUUUCAAGGUUUUAAGCAGUGACACUCGCUAUCAGGUCUUAUUCCCAACAGGAACUGCAGUGGAGAUUUCCAUAAUAAAUUGGCCUUCUAUGACCAGAUUUCAUAUGAAUGUUGACAUUCGUCCCUCGUAUUCAGAUGUUGGUGAAACAACUGGGUUGUGCGGAUUUCUGGAUGGUAAAAAGGAGAACGAUUUAACAUGGAGAAAUAAAACCGUUGAGGACCCUAACAAAUAUAGUUAUUAUAAUCCUCCGCAUGACUUCUCUAUGUCUUGGGAGUUACCUGACAAGGAAAAUUUGUUCCUGAAUAAGAAAGCUGUGUUUGAAAACUUACGGUCAAUUUCAGAAACGUUUACGAAAGCCUGCGUUUGUAAUGCAUCACAAGAAGAAGGUUCAGACUGUAAUGCUCUAAGCAGGAAAGCUCAGAUUGUGUGUAAUGUUGGUACAUUUGAAAACUGCAAAUAUAAGGGAAGGAGUUAUCAAUGCAUUGUACACGAUUCUACGCGUAAAAGAAGGAAAAGGGAUUUGUCACAUCUUAUAAACAUGAUGGAAAAUGCUCCUUUGGAUGCUGAAGAAAUUAAUAUAGCGGAAAGAAGCAAAAGACAAGUCUACGACUUGAGGACGGAAAAGGAAUCCCAAGAAUUUUGCAACAAAGCUUUUGAGGAAUCCAAAGCCUUUAAAACCUGUCGGCAAUAUCUCUCUGAUUUAAGUAAUAGAGCUGUUGACAACUGCAUUUCGGAUCUGAUGGUAACCGGUGACAGAAAUAUUUCAAGGAUACACAUUGAAUCAGCUCUACAGCAAUGUUCUAGUCUUGUUCUUCUGAAUUCAACCUUUCAAAAUGAACAACCAUCAGUGACACAUUUCAUCGAAUCACUUUGUCCCAAUAACUGUAGUGGAAAUGGGAAAUGUAAUGAAGGACAAUGUACUUGCAACAAAAACUUUGCGGGAAGUGACUGUUCUUUUGAUAUACUUGGGCCUCCAAAUAUAAGACAUAUUUCAGACUUUGGUUUCUGUGACAAGUCUUAUGAAGAAUGCGAUGAAAUAACUAUGUAUGGAGAGCUGUUUUUAGAACAAAUGGAUACUGAUUGCUAUAUGACAAGAAGAACGUUUCAGCAAGAUGGAACAUAUUCCCAAGAAUUCUUUAGAAGCAGUUUGGAGCCGAGAACACUAUUUGAAGGAUAUUGUCUUUUGUCAUACAGCAUUGAAUCCCACUGGUUGACAGAAUUUACAUUCAAUGUUUCAAACGAUGGGAUCGAAUUUACAGAUAAUUUUAAUGUGUAUACAUAUCAAUCAGACUGUCAGGAAAUGAAAAAUGUCAGUGGAAACAUCAGUUUUACGUUAAAGAGUGGCUACUGUUUCAUCGAUGGAAGAUGUUAUAUAGAUGGAGGUACAAAUCGUGACAACCAAUGCGAUUUGUGUAAUAUCACUCAGGACAAAUAUAGCUGGUCAUUCAAUCCGGAUCACUGUUUAAUAAAUGGUGAGUGUUAUAGAAACGGAGAAAUAAGGGGGACAAAUCCGUGUAGUGCAUGUCUCUCCUCUGUGGACAAGUGGAACUGGUCAAAUAACCCAGGAUAUUGUUACAUUGAUGACAUUUGCUACUUUGACAACCAAACUCAAAGAAACAAUGAUUGUUAUAAAUGUAACUACACACGGAACAGGACGGAAUGGACAUUCAAUGAAGGUCAUUGUUUAAUUAAUGACCAAUGCUAUAAAGCGGGAGAGAAUCAUCAAAUAAACGGAUGUUUAAUAUGUGAUCCCAAUCAGUACAGGAAUAACUGGACUCUGAGUAUUGGGUAUUGUUUUGUUAAUGAUUCCUGUAUACAGGACGGGAAGUCGGAAGAAAAUAACCCCUGCUUGAUUUGCAGCAUCUCUAUCAGCACUGACUCUCUGAUUCCAAAUCCUGUGUACUGUGAUAUUGAUGGACUUUGCGUGGCGCAUGCGUCAAAGAACGACGAUAAAUCUUGUUUAUAUUGCAACGUGUCAAUCAACAGAGAAAGUUGGUCACUGGACCAAGGAUAUUGUUUUGUCAAUGAUUCUUGCAUACAAGAUGGGAAAUGGGAGGAAAAAAAUCCCUGUCUGAUGUGCAACAUUUCCACGAGCAGAGACUCGUUAACUCCAAAUCCAGGUUACUGUGAUAUUGAUGGACUUUGUGUUGGUCAUGCUUUCAAGAACGACAAUAAAUCUUGUUUAUAUUGCAACACAACAAUCAACCGAAGAAUCUGGUCAUUGGAUCAAGGUUUUUGCUUUAUCAAUGAUUCCUGUAUGCAGAAUGGAGUGUCAGACAAAAUAAACCCAUGUUUUAUGUGUAAUACAUCAGCCAACAUGUACUCCUUGUCUCCAAAUCUGGCAUUCUGUUAUAUCGAUGAUAUCUGUGUAGCCAAUGAUCAGGGAAAUGAGACGAAGUCCUGUUUUUUUUGCAACACGACAAGCAACAGGGAGAGCUGGUCAUUGCGUCAAGACUUCUGUGUGAUUGAUGGAGAUUGUAUUACACAUGGGAGUAGCGAAAAGAACAACGACUGCAGAGUUUGUGAUGCAUAUAGCAACAACAGCUUUUGGCAAAUAAAGGAUGGUCACUGCUAUAUACAUGAGACAUGUUUUAAAGAUUCGGAAGUGAAUACCACAUUUCCCUGUCAGAUAUGCAAUUCAUCAAGCGAAAUCUUCGAAUUUUCAUCAAAUGAAGCAUACUGCAAUAUUGAUGGUCUGUGUGUGCCUAAUGGAAGUAAAAACCAUCGCAAGUCUUGUUUGUAUUGUAACACGUCACUAAGCCAGGAAAUAUGGUCCUUCAAUCAAGAAUAUUGCAUGAUAAAUGGGAGCUGCAUAAAACAUGGAAGCUCCGAACCGAACAAAGAUUGUAGAAUGUGCGAUGUAAAUUCAAACAAAACUGACUGGCAUAUAAAAGAUGGCUACUGCUACAUACGAGAAAACUGUUUUAAGAAUAUGGAGGUGAAUGUAUCAUUUCCCUGUCAGAUUUGCAACUCAGAUCAGGAUGUUAAUGAGUUUUCAUCAAACGAAGGGUACUGUAACUUUGAUGGUUCCUGCAUUGCUGACGGACAAAAAUUUUUUGCCAAACCCUGUUUGUAUUGUAACACGUCACUCAGUUUAGACACCUGGUCUUUCAAUCAAGAAUACUGCAUGAUAAAUGGAACUUGCAUAAAACAUAUGAGCACAGAGACGAACAAAGAUUGCAGAAUCUGCGAUGCAUAUACCAACAAAAAAGUUUGGCAAAUAAAAGAUGGCCAUUGUUAUAUACAAGAAAAAUGUUUCAAGAAUUCUGAGGUGAAUGUAACAUUUGCCUGUCAGAUGUGCAAUUCAUCCUAUGAUGUUUAUAAAUUUUCAGCGAACCCAGCAUACUGUAAUAUAGGCGAUCUUUGCGUGGCUGAGGGGGAGAAAAACAAAGUCAAGUCUUGUUUAUAUUGUAACACAUCAAUCAGUAGGGAAGACUGGACAUUCAAUCAAGAAUUUUGCAUGAUAAAUGGUGUUUGCAUAAGACAUGGGAGUACCCAGCAGAACAAAGAUUGUAGAGUCUGUGACGUUCAUACCGACAACAGUGCCUGGCAAAUAAAAGAUGGGCAUUGCUACAUACAGGACACCUGCUAUAAAAACAUGGAAGUGAAUACAACUUAUCCGUGUCAUAUAUGCAAUACACAGAACGAUGUGUUUGAUUUUUCAUCAAAUUCAGCAUACUGCAAUAUCGGUGAUCUUUGUGUGGCAGAUGGUCAGAAGAACAAUGUCAAAAACUGUUUAUACUGCAACACAUCACUUACCAGAGGAAAAUGGUCAUUAAGUCCUGGUCACUGUUUGAUAGAUGGACUUUGCGUGAAUCAGGGAAGAUCAGAACAGGGAAAAGAUUGUAAAGUUUGCGAUUCAUCCAGCAACAAAAGUGUUUGGAAAAUAAAGGAUGGACACUGCUACAUAAAAGAAAGUUGUUUCAAAGAUUUUGAAAAAAAUCCUGAUAUUCCCGGCCAGUUUUGCAACUCAUCAAACAAUGUAUAUGCAUUUUCUACAGACACAGACUGCCUGUCUUCAACAGAAGGAAAUGUUUCACAAGAAUCCCUAUUUUCUAAUCCAAUAUUUAUUGCAACUGUGUCGCUAAUAGUUGCUGUCUGUGUCAUAACCAUCGUCAUAAUAGUUAUUUAUAAAGUUAAAAUGAAAAUGACAGAGAAUUGGUCUAUUAGAAACGAGGCAAGAACUAGAGGAAAUGUAGGAUUAACUCUUUACAAAAAGGUUAACACGGAAGACUUACCUCCUCUAGAAACUUAGAUAUACGUGUAAAAUAAAUUUUAAUAUUUUUUAAAAUGCAUAAUAUUUUGAGUUUUUGAGUUUGAAUUAAUAAAUGAAUGUCAUUUCCGAAUUUUGUCUUAAUAUAAA
This is a messenger RNA of Saccostrea cuccullata (small rock oyster), 4667 nucleotides long. RefSeq lists its product as uncharacterized. Lineage: Eukaryota; Metazoa; Mollusca; Bivalvia; Ostreida; Ostreidae. The transcript has 35 exons. The coding region runs from base 66 to 4559 and encodes 1497 amino acids. The record is from RefSeq and is a predicted model, not a curated record.